This is a messenger RNA of Penicillium atrosanguineum, 2814 nucleotides long. Its product is annotated as putative importin beta-2 subunit. Lineage: Eukaryota; Fungi; Ascomycota; Eurotiomycetes; Eurotiales; Aspergillaceae. The record is from RefSeq and is a predicted model, not a curated record. The transcript has 3 exons. Gene Ontology annotation, molecular function: protein binding; nuclear import signal receptor activity. Gene Ontology annotation, cellular component: cytoplasm; nucleus. The coding region runs from base 1 to 2814 and encodes 937 amino acids. Gene Ontology annotation, biological process: protein import into nucleus.
AUGGAUUGGAAACCUCAGGACGAGCCAUUGAGGCAGCUAUCAUGCUGCCUCAGAGACUCCCUCAAUGGCCAGGAUGCGGCCAUGCGGAAGCAAGCUGAAGAGAUGCUGGCUCAGGCUACAUCUUCUCCGGACUAUGUCAACUACAUUACCUAUCUCUUCUCCACCGCGGAGGUUCCUGCCUGCGUCGGCAUGGACGCAACCACCUACAACUUUGUCCGAUUCGCUGCUGCCAUGAAUAUCAAGACCAAGAUCGCCUGGGGCUACCACACCCUUCCCCAGCAGAGCCUGAUCUUCAUUCGAUCUGCCGCACUCGUUGCGCUCCGCGACAAUGAUCGUCAGGUUCAGAGAGGUGCCGGCAGCAUCAUUACGGAGCUUGUGCAACGGGGUGGCCUUUUGGCCUGGCCCGAGAUCCUCCACGAGCUUCUGUCUCUCGUUGGAAACUCCCCGGGAAAUGUGUCCGUUCCUGCUCAGGAGGCCGCAAUGAAUGCCCUGUUCAAGGUCUGCGAGGACAACCGCAAGAUCCUCGAUCGCGACUACCAGGGACAGCGCCCACUCGACGUGAUCAUCCCCAAGCUGCUUGAAUUCACCACCCGCGAAAGUUCUCGUGUUCGCUCCCUCGCCCUGAACAGUCUCCAUGUCUUCCUCCCGCACCAGCCCCAGGCCUUGAUGGCUUCGCUCGACCUGUUCCUUUCUCAGCUGUUCAACCUAUCAUCUGACAAUGACACCGAGGUCCGGAAGAUGGUGUGCCAGUCCUUCUCCCAGCUUGUCGAGUUUGCGCCAGACAAGCUUAUCCCGCAUUUGGAUGGCCUCGUCAACUACAUUCUCAUUCAGCAGCGAAACCAAGAGGACCCGGAACUUGCUCUUGACGCGGCAGAGUUCUGGAUUGUUGCUGGCGAACAGGAUAAGUUGCAGCAGGCUUUGGCGCCCUUCAUGCCAAAGGUUAUCCCAGUUCUGCUCCAGAACAUGAUUUACGAGGAAGACGAAGUUGAACGCCUGAUGAAUGAAGCGGAUGAUGCCGAUGCCGAGGAUCGUGUCGAAGAUUUGAAGCCGCAAUUUGCCAAGGCCCAGGGUGCUCGUGGUGACAAGAAGCAGGGUGAACAGGCCAACGGUGCUCAGAAGCAGCCCCAGGAGGAAGACGAAGACGAUCUCAGCGAGGGUGAAAUCGAGGACUCCGAGUUCGGUGACCCCGAGGAUGAAUGGACCCUGCGGAAGUGCUCUGCUGCCGCUCUGGAUGUGUUCUCGAAUGUAUACCAUGACCCGAUCUUCGAGAUUAUUCUUCCCUACCUGAUGGAGACCCUGCGCCAUGAGCAGUGGCCUAACCGCGAAGCUGCGGUUCUUACUCUGGGAGCCGUUGCGGAUGGUUGCAUGGAUGCGGUUACCCCCCACCUUCCCGAGCUUGUGCCCUAUCUGAUUUCUUUGUUGAACGAUGCUCAACCCGUUGUGCGCCAAAUUACUUGCUGGUGCUUAGGACGGUACUCCGAAUGGGCCUCUCAUCUUCAGGACCCCGCACAGAAGGCUCAGUUCUUUGAGCCAAUGAUGGAAGGUAUCCUUCAUCGGAUGCUUGACAACAACAAGAAGGUACAGGAAGCUGCCGCGUCUGCAUUCGCCAGCUUGGAAGAGAAGUCAGAUGACAACCUGGUGCCCUACUGUGAGCCCAUUCUCCGUCAGUUCGUUCAAUGUUUCGGCAAGUACAAGGAUCGCAACAUGUACAUUCUCUAUGACUGCAUCCAAACGCUCGCUGAGUGCGUCAUGGAAGAGCUGGCUAAGCCUCAGUUGGUCGACAUCCUCAUGCCUGCCCUCAUCGCCCGGUACAACAUUGUUGUGGAUGAUUCGCGUGAGAUCUUCCCGCUACUCGAGUGUCUUGGCUACGUUGCUGCUGCAUAUGGAGAUGCCUUUGCACCAUUUGCGCCAAACCUUUUCCAGCGCUGCACUGGCAUCAUCUAUAAGAACCUUGAAAUAUCCCACGCCGCGACGAGUAACGAGACUGUCGAUGAGCCGGACAAGGAUUUCCUCGUGACCAGCCUUGAUCUUCUCAGUGCUAUCAUCCAGGCUAUCGAUCCUCAAAAGAGUGGCGAGCUGGUGGCCAAUUCGAACCCACAUUUCUUUGAUCUGCUCUGCUACUGCAUGCAGGAUGCUAAUUACGAGGUGCGCCAGUCUUCAUAUGCCCUGCUGGGCGACUGUGCCAUCAGCAUCUUUCCUCAUAUGGAAUCCUUCAUCCCCACGAUCAUGCCUACCAUCAUUCAACAACUCGACUUGGACCUUAUCCGUGAUGACGACCGCCAGACUGGUUUCAGUGUGUUGAACAACGCCUGCUGGUCAUGUGGUGAGAUUGCUGUGAAUGAGAACGCCCCUCUGUCGCCUUAUGUCGAGAAACUGUACCGUGGACUCUUAGUCAUCAUUAACAGCCCGGAUAUCAUUGACUCUGUCAAUGAGAACGCUGCCAUGGCCCUUGGACGCCUUGGCCUCUGCUGCCCCGACGCGAUGGCACCUCAACUGGGCGAGUGCGCCGGCCCGUUCCUGAGCUCGAUGGCCAAGAUCGAUUUCACUCGCGAGAAGGCCUCUGCGUUCCUUGGCUUCAACCAGGUAGUUAUGAAGAAUCCUCAGGCAAUGGAAUCCAGCCUGGCGGAAUAUUUCCGGGCCAUUGCCUCUUUCCCGAGCAAGUCGCUCUCCCAAGAGGAAUACCGAGACAUUAAGAGCUCCUUCCAGCAGGUUCUACAAGGCUAUAAAAACAUGAUACCCGACUUCGGUUCUUUCCUCGAGCAGCAACUUCCGGCUCAAGCGGCCCAGAAGCUGCGUUCCAAUUAUCAGGUUUGA